Messenger RNA from Camellia sinensis, 2133 nucleotides. NCBI's taxonomy places the organism in Eukaryota, Viridiplantae, Streptophyta, Magnoliopsida, Ericales, Theaceae. The record is from RefSeq and is a predicted model, not a curated record.
CUUCCAACAAGUAACAUAUGAGCCUAACACAAGUAGAACCAAAUUAAGAGAGAAAAAAAUAAUGAAGUCCCCUAUGCUUCUUCUUCUUGCUAUUUUCUUUGUUGUGCAAAGCUUCUCUUUAAUGGCUUUUGCAGCUCUUCUGGUUUGCCUUUUCUUGUACCUCUUUAACAUUAUAUGGUUAAAACCUCAAAGGCUCCGAUGGAAGCUCCGAAAGCAAGGAAUCAAAGGGCCUCAACCUUCUCUUCUCUAUGGGAAUGUCCCUCAGAUGCAGAAAAUUCAGACAUCAAUGGCAGUGAAGGCUUCAAACCACGGCGAAUUCAUCGCCCACGACUACACUUCCACCCUCUUCCCCUUUUUCGAACAAUGGAGAAAAGAAUACGACAGAGAGGGAAGAGAAGAGGAACGAGAGAGAGAGACAGAGAGAGAGAAAAGAGAGGAGAGAAGAGAAGAGGCGAUCGACGGUGAUGGUCGGUGAUGGUGGCGGCGAUCGAUGGUGAUGGUGGCGGCGAUCGCAGAUAUGGAUCUGAAAAAAAAAAAAAAAUUUAUUGAUGAUGAUAAUGUUGAUCCGAAUCUGCAGAGGAAUUUUUUUUGUUGUUGUUGAUGAAGAUGAUGAUGAUGUUGAAGAUGUUGAAGAUGAAGAUGAUGUUGAAGAUGAUGAAGAUGAUGAUGAUGUUGAAGAUGUUGAAGAUGAUGAAGGUCCAAUAUACACAUAUUCUACAGGAAACAAACAACAUUUGUACGUAAACCGUGCAGACCUAGUUAAGGAAAUGAACCAAUCUAUUACCUUGGAUCUUGGUAAGCCUUCAUAUGUGACCAAGAGACUCGCACCUAUGCUUGGCAAUGGCAUUUUGAGGUCCAAUGGCUUGAUUUGGGCUCAACAUAGGAAGAUUGUUGCACCUGAAUUUUUCAUGGACAAGGUUAAGGGCAUGGUGGGACUAAUGCUAGAGUCUGCACAACCAUUACUAACAAAAUGGGAGGAUUGCAUUGAUGCCCAAGGUGGAUUGAUGGCUGAGAUAAAAGUGGAUGAGGACUUGAGGAGUCUCUCAGGAGAUGUGAUCGCAAGGGCUUGUUUUGGAAGCUCUUAUUUCAAAGGCAAAGAGAUUUUCUCCAAGCUUAGGACUCUCCAAAAAGCCAUUUCCAUUCAAGGCUUGCUUUUUGGCAUCCCCACCUUCGGUAGCAGAUUUUCACCCACGGGGCAACCAAAGCAGAUAAGGUGUUUGGAGAGAGAAAUAGAGUCCUUAAUUUGGGAGGCAAUAAAAGAAAGAGAACAAGAUUCAUCACCGACACCAACUGUGAAGGACCUAAUGCAGCUGAUAUUAGAAGGUGCCAUCAAUGACCAUUUUGUGGGCAGCGAUUCAUCGUCAAAGUCCUUCAUUGUCGACAACUGCAAGAACAUAUAUUUCGCAGGGCACGAGUCCACUGCUGUGGCCUUGUCGUGGUGCUUGAUGCUGCUAGCGCUGCACCCCGACUGGCAAGCCCAUGUUCGGGAGGAGACCGCUCAGGUUUGCCAAGGCGGGGUGCUGGAUGCAGAGUCACUCUCCAAAAUUAAGAUGGUGACUAUGGUCAUUCAAGAAGCGCUGCGUUUGUACCCACCAGCAGCGUUUGUAUCAAGAGAAGCACUUGAAAAGACACAAAUCGGACAUAUUACUGUCCCCAAAGGAGUAUGCACAUGGACUCUGAUCCCAACGCUUCACCGUGAUCCUGACAUCUGGGGACAAGACGCCAAUGAAUUCAAACCAGAAAGAUUCGCCAAUGGCGUGUCGAGCGCUUGCAAAAUCCCCCACGCUUAUGUGCCAUUCGGUUUAGGCCCUCGCCUCUGCUUGGGCCGCAAUUUCGCCCUGGUUCAGCUUAAGGUGGUCUUGACUCUCAUCAUCUCAAAGUUCACAUUCUCUUUAUCUCCCAAAUAUAUUCACUCUCCUACUUAUAGAAUGAUUGUGGAGCCUGGGCAUGGGGUACAUAUUCUCGUUCAGAGAUCUAAAUUGGGUUGAUUUUGAUUUUGAAUUUUUUUUUUUUUUAACAAAGAUUGGGAAGUUUUUAAAUAGGUUGGAAUGUGUACCUUGAACCUUGUUAUUAUUUUUAUUAGUGUUAUCUUUUUAUUGUUAAUCAAUGAGUUUAAGUUGAAUAUAAUUUCAA